CUGCCUGUCUCUAGGUAAUGCUGCGGCUAACAUGGACGCUGUGUGAUGGUGCUGUGUGUGCUCUUCACUCCUGGACCCUGUGUCGCCGAGUCCCCCUCCCUCUACAAGCUUAGCUCUUCUGUGUGACCAUGGAGGGACCCCCAGUGUAUAGAUGAGGAGCCCCCAUAGGACUGCACUACCCCCCCUUGCUCCAUAGGAUCUCCUGCAACCAUGGCUGGGAUUAUCAAAAAGCAGAUCUUGAAGCAUUUAUCCAGGUUCACAAAGAAUCUGUCCCCGGAUAAAAUCAACCUCAGCACCCUUAAAGGAGAAGGUCAGUUGACUAAUCUGGAACUUGAUGAAGAUGUGCUGCAGAACAUGUUGGAUUUACCAACUUGGCUUGCCAUCAACAAAGUCUUCUGCAACAAAGCUGCUAUUCGGAUACCGUGGACUAAGUUGAAGACUCAUCCAAUUGCUGUGUCUUUGGAUAAAGUAAUCAUGGAAAUGAGCACAUGCGAUGAGCCGCGUGCAUGCAACGGACCCUCUCCCCUGGUGACUGCUUCCGGACAGAGUGAAUAUGGAUUUGCGGAAAAAGUUGUGGAAGGAAUCUCCCUGUCGGUGAACUCCAUCGUUAUCCGUAUUCGAGCGAAGGCUUUCAAUGCCUCCUUUGAAUUAUCCCAGCUAAGAAUAUACAGUGUGAAUGCAAACUGGCAGCUCAGCGACCUGCGGUUCACUCGGAUACAAGAUCCCCAGCGUGGAGAGAUACUGACGUUUAAAGAGAUAAACUGGCAGAUGAUCCGGAUAGAAGCAGAUGCCAUUCAGAGCUCUGAGCAUGAAAUAAUGAGCGCACCCGUCCGUUUGAUCACCAAUCAGUCCAAAAUUAGAGUCACGCUGAAGAGAAGACUAAAAGAUUGUAAUGUGCUGGCAUCAAAACUGGUACUCAUGCUAGACGAUUUGUUGUGGGUGCUGACUGACUCCCAGCUGAAAGCCAUGGUCCAGUAUGCCAAGUCCUUAAGUGAAGCAAUAGAAAAAUCCACAGCUCAGAGGAAGAGCAUGGCCGCCUCCACAGAGCCUGCACAAAGUUCGACACCCCCCACCAGCUCCCAGCAAGUAAAGACCCAGCAAACCUCAGCAACCCCUGAACAGAACCAAGCUAUUUUAAAUCUGUUCCGAGACUUCGAUGUAAAAGAAACCUCCCAUCAUCUAGUUAUUUCCCACCUGGAUCUGCACAUCUGUGAUGAUAUUCACUCCAAGGAAAAAGAUCUGGACAGGAGAAUUACAGGAGGAGCCAUGCAGUUGUCAUUUAAUCAGCUGACGGUGGACUAUUACCCAUAUCACAGGGAAGGAGACAGCUGCAGCCACUGGAUGUAUUACUGCGAUGCCACAAAGACAAGAUGUUCUUGGGCCCAGGAGCUGCUUCAGGAGUUUAAGUGUAAUGCAGAUAUGUUGAAACAAGCGGUAAAAGAUCAUGUUUCUGGGUCUCCUUCAAAAUCCAUGCCCAACAUAUCCCAUCAGUAUGGACACCCAGGGUCUGAAUCCAGCAGUAAAGCAUCUUUUCUCACCGCAACGUUGGAGCAGCUUAAAUCCAAACUAAUGUCUAGCUGUUUUGUGGUUAGACUUGCUGAUUUUAACAUUUUUCAAGUUUCCACAGCAGAUCAGUGUCGAUCUUCCCCUAAAACUAUGAUUUCCUGCAACAAGAAGAGCUUGUAUCUUCCCCAGGAAAUGUCUGCGAUUCAUAUUGAAUUUACUGAAUAUUAUUUCCCAGAUGGAAAGAAUUUCCCCAUUCCAAGUCCCAACCUAUAUGUUCAGCUGAAUGCUCUACAGUUUACAGUGGAUGAGCGAAGCAUUCUAUGGCUGAACCAGUUUAUCCUGGACCUGAGGCAGAGCGUCGACCAGUUUAUGGCAAUGUACAUGCUGAACGACAACUCCAAGUCAGAUGAGCACAUCGAUAUCAGGGUAGAUGGCCUCAUGAUGAAGUUCUUCAUACCUUCACAAACAAAAUCUGAUUGUCACCAGGACCAGCCAACAGCCAUCAGUGUCCAGACAUCCGAAAUGAUAGCAAGUAACACUAGGCAAUCUCCUAACUGCAGGCGUUCAGAUCUUGAAACCAUAUUUCAGGAUUUUAAAGAAUACCCAUUCUACUCUAAAUCGUUCACCUCCUUCCCCCGGUCAGCGGAGAGUUUUGAACUCCUGCACUCCAUAUUCCAGAGGCAUGCUUUUGAACAGGACACUAAAAUGCAUGAUGUAUACAAGGGAUUCAUUACACCAAAGCUGGACACUAAUGCACUAAAAACUUCUAGUGCUAAAGACAUCUGGGCAAUACAUUUCACACAGUUUUGGGUUGACUAUGAAGGAAUAAAGAGUGGUAAAGGUAGACCAGUAAGCUUUGUUGAUGCUUUUCCAUUAUCAGCCUGGCUCUGCCAGCCCACGCGUUUUGCGCAAUGUCAGAAACUGAUUGCGUCGAACAGUGGUCAUCAAGUAAAUCUUUCCAAAAGUGAAUCUACGGACUUUGCCGGUCGUAUUCAGCACAAGAAACUUUUAAAACAAUUUUACAGCACUGAAAUAGAUGGUCGGAGUACCUCAUUACAGAAGUCCCAAUCCCUAGACAGCAGCCUGUCCUCCACCCCUGACCAUGAGUCACCACAAGCAGACAUCCAGGUGCUUGCGCACAUACAAAAACAUGUCAGCUUACAAAUGAAUCAUUAUCAGUAUGUUUUCUUACUGCUGCUCCAGGAAUCACUAAAGCAACUCAUGGACAAUCUAAUCAAGGAUGUGGAGUCUGUGACUGGGAAACCAGCUGAGGAGACCAAGCUCUCCAUAGGCGUGCUGCUAAAAAGUGCUGAAGUUUCUUUAUUGUUGCAUCCAUUGCCAGAGGAAAAUAUGCCCCAUUGCCCUCUUUCCCGGGAUGGUAGCCCCGUUGUGGACAAUAAACAAACUCUUCCAUCAGAUAGUACUCAAGAUGUUGACAUGGGUAAUCCCCGUAUGGAUUUACUCAUGGAUUCUUUCAGUGGUGACUCUGGAGAAAUACUAGAACCCAAUAAGAUUGUUUUGCCAGAGACUCUGUUGACAAAGUCACCCAGUGAUACUGACAUUUUGAAAAGGACGACCAGCUUGGAAGGUGCUUCUGAUAGGGUGUCGCUGAAAGCAGAAGGCGGAGCUUUGUGUCAGGUUAUUAAUGUUAAUGGGCUCAAUGAUGGAGGCCACUUUAGUAGUGAUGACAGUAUCUCCAACCCAGUCAAAGAUAUUGAAGAAACCUUUGGUAGCUUUCAAUCCGCUGAUAGUGAUUCUGUGAUAGAUAAUUCGCUCUUCAGUGGUCAUUUUUUAGAGGCACAGAAGAAGCACACUGAUACCAGUGGAACCCCUAAGGAACGCUGCUCGUCCAACCUGCCUGCCUUCUCUGUUUCUUACAAGAACAUGAAGAGGACUCCUUCGCAGUUCUCCUUGGACAAUAUUUCCAUUGACAGCAACAUGUUGGAUGAACAUUUGGUGGAGAGUGAUGGGAGUGACCCAUUAGAAGCAGGACUGGAGGACUUCUCCUCUUUGAACUAUCAGUCUACAGUAGAUACGGCCAGUGUGGAGCUGAGGAACGAGGAUUACUGUGCGUCAUCGCCAGAUGCAGUUAGCGCAGUUGAUGAAAGUACACAUGAAUCCAGAGAAGAUGUGAUGUCCGUGGUAGUAUUUAAAAUUAUUGGUGUUAAUUGCGGGAUCGACAUCAAGGGAGAAGAUGUCGCUGUUGGCCUUCAGGUUAACCAAGUGAUCCCAAAACAGCUCGGGAAUGUUAGUGUCUGGCAAUACCUCAACAGCCGGAACAUGAACUCUGAUCAAAAGUCAUCAAAGGGGCAGAGAAAGUCGUGUCCGGAGAUCAGUCUGAGGCUAGAGACCGGUCCUAGCGCUAAACGCUAUUCUUUACUUGCUGCUGAAAAUGGGUUCCUCCAGUGCCAAGUGACAGAUUUUAGCUCUGAGUUCUUCACCUCCACCCUUGCGAAUAUCCACCACUUCAUAGAUGAGGAUUCAGUUGCCGAAAUCAUGCCAAUGAAGAUAAGGGUUCAGAAGGCAAAGCUUCACUUACAGGAUGAUAGUCCCAGGAAUAACAACAGUGACCCAGAGUCCAUUGUCCUAAAUAUUGAGAAUCUCUUUGUUGAGAGAUAUGAUGAUGGAUCCUUCUGUAUCAAAGGUAAUCCAGACUCAAGCACUGACACCAGCACCAAUCCUAAAGAAUCAAAUGCGAUGCCUUCAGUGAACUCUGACAGUACUAAUAGUAUACAGCACAGAAGUAACGCUACAAAAUGCACACAGACACUUUGUGACAGCCCCGCACCCGCUGAGCCGUUGGAUGUAAAAGGGAGCCUCAAUUGGAAGAUGCCGGUGAUUAGUAUGGAACAGCUUCUUGACGAAAAUGAAUGUCUAAAGCAGGAAUUGGCCAAAACCAAAAUGGCCCUUGCAGAGGCCCACAUGGAAAGGGACAGCUUACUUCAUCAAAUUAAGAGGCUUACACUGGACAAAUAGCGCUAGCUCUUGGAUUUUGUAUUGGACUAUAACCCAUUGGAUACGCUUAGUAGCAUUUCUGAUUGCGGCUCCUUUGGAAGUUCACUAAAACUAAAAUUCGAGCCACCAGGACCAUUUUUUUUCCCUUCCAGGAGUUGAAGAUGAUGUAUAAAGACUACAUGUUUUACAUGACCGUCAUACUGCUCCAUUGUCUUGAAGGGGGAUUAGAAAGAACGCUCUGCUUUCUUCUAGAAACUGUGCCACUCUUGUACAUGAACUGUGUCUGGUAUUACAACUUAGUCUCAUUGACUUGAAUAGAAAAAAAGCUGAACUACCAGACACAACAGGAGAGUGGCGCUGCUUCUGGGAGAGAGAAAAAAACACUUAUUUUUUUUCUCUUUAACUUCUUUAACCAUAUCUAUUAGAUUUCAGAUGUGAAGCUCUGAAUUUGUUUUCAAAGUAUUAAAAUAAAAUAAAAAAAGGUUUUGGCAAAUUGUUUAAUUAUUUAAGAAAAGUGUAACAUCCAGUAUGUUAAUUAUCUUUAGACAAAAUUGGUUUUAUUAUUGGUUAACAAUUAUUUUUGAAUUUUUAUUUGCACUAUCAAUAAAUAAUUUGAU
Bufo bufo (common toad) is the source of this 5078-nucleotide messenger RNA. RefSeq names its product UHRF1 binding protein 1 like (gene BLTP3B). Bases 211 to 4482 code for a protein of 1423 amino acids. NCBI's taxonomy places the organism in Eukaryota, Metazoa, Chordata, Amphibia, Anura, Bufonidae. The transcript has 21 exons. The record is from RefSeq and is a predicted model, not a curated record.